Musca vetustissima is the source of this 2814-nucleotide messenger RNA. RefSeq lists its product as uncharacterized. Lineage: Eukaryota; Metazoa; Arthropoda; Insecta; Diptera; Muscidae. The record is from RefSeq and is a predicted model, not a curated record. The annotation marks the transcript as partial. The transcript has a single exon.
CUGACAGUGGAUGUUGAUAAUGUAGCGCCCACAACUGCAUUUGCCUCAGUUAAACUUGAAGAUAACAACACCUUAGAUUUAUUUCCCUCACAUCCAAGUACUUGGCAACAGCAUCCCAUGAACAGCCACGAAUUGGCUCACCAUCGUUUAUCCGUACUCCACAACCACCACCAUCAUCAUAACCAAAACCAUCAUAGUCAACGGUUUGAUCACAGCAAUAAUAGUAAACUGUUGCUCCAGGGCUCCGAGGAUCCUCUAAUUAGCCACGGAGCUAAUAGUGUCAUUAGUCAUGACGAUGAACAUCCAGCUGAUUUCGCCAAAUGUCUAUUAGCAUCAGAUGAACUGCCACGUACAUCUAGCAGCUCGAUAGCAGCACAGGAACGUCCAAUAUUUACAACAACAAUACGAAAAUCUGUUAGUGGACCACCUCCUCCAUCAAUACUGCCGUCUUCCGAACCAAAUACAAGACCGAUAAAAAGCGGAUGCAGUAACCUCACCAAACAACAACUCAAAGUUAAAGCCAAUCUAAUGAGUGCCCGAAACCAACAGCAGCAACAAUUGCAACAACAACAACAAAGAGAGAAUAAUGCUUCCUGCACCGCAUUGACCACCCAAUGUACAAAUCAAAAACAGCGCAGCUCAGGUUCUGUUAAGACGAGGAAGAAGCCGAACAAUUCCAUCAAACUUCGGUUUCACCAUCAGGCACUACCGCCCGAAUAUCUUAGCCAUUACGAAGCAACACAAGGCCAGGCGAGACCAACGAAGCCGGCAAAAUCAAACACAACCCAACAACGUCCGACUUCCAAACCCCACCACAGGAAUUCCCAUGAAAAUGUACGAAGUUGGUUGCAGAAAAUUGCCGAAAUGCAAAGAACGGCAAAUGCUUCAAAGGCUGCGGAGCGCUCCACCAAUCCACCAAACAAGCAGGCACAACAGUCUCCUCUAGAUUCCAAUAACAAUCCCCAGAAUCAGAAUAGAAACACCACUGUCGUCGUGCACAGCAAUGUCGAGGUCAAUACCACAAAAACUGCCACAAAAUCUUCUAAUCAUAGGAAAGCACAUUUGUAUUCCGACCUACCCUAUAUGGGUGAAAUCACAUUGGAUAACAGCAAGCCUCGCAGGGGACGCAAACCCAAAAAGGCAGAUAUAUGUCAUUUAAUAUAUAAAAAUUAUGGAACCAUUAUGCCCAAGAAACAGACUCCAUGCGAUGAUUCUCAAGUCGAUCUCAAGUACCGUUUAGGGGAUAACCCCACAAAGACUGAAGACUGCGAAGAACAGCCCUUGAAUCUCUGUUUACGGGAUCAGCAAGCUGAUACCUAUUCAAUUUCCAGUGCAGACGAUGAUUCGGAGACCAACUCAAGUUGCCCAACACCGCCCAUAACAACGCCCUCCGACAUUGAUCGCGAUUCCAUGCUGGCGAAUAACCUGAAAAGAUCGUUAACAAAUCUCAAUGAACUGGGCAAUGAUAACAUAAAAUUGGAGGCUAAAGACAUUCCUCCGGCAUCACCUAUCGCUUCGAAACCCGUAACAAAAACUGAAGAAUCUCCGUUGGACCCAUUGACGCUAUACUACCAAAAACUCCUGGAGAGUGGGGUUUUAUUGCAAAAUGCCAACGGUCCCAUAAAAACAAUUCAGAAAGACAAUCAGCUAGCCUUAAAAAUUCCCAUACCCAGUGGCCUCUUUUUGACUCCUAAGGUGGAAAAGACAACGGGUCCGGCGUCGAGUCCCGCACCAUCGAUGGCCAACAGUUUGAACUUGGAAUAUCCAGAACAGAUGUCUACACCGUCAUCCAUAAAGUCGGAGAACUCCACGGCCACAAAUGCAAGCUCAAGUACUGUAACAGGCAGCAACACACAGCAGCACGCACCUCAAAAACGCAAACGCUCCGCCAUUUUCAUACCGCCAAUGAAUACAGAGAACACCUCUAAUCCAGCAACAGAAGUGAGCAUCUGCAAAUUUAAGUUUACGGGCGGCUCUAAGCCGACAUUGCAAGAAAAGAAAAUGCUUUCGGUAGAUGCCGGAGGUAAUUAUCGGUACUUCAGUGGAACGGGCGAUAAGACCACCAGAGGCUAUGAGUACUUUCCCAGAGAAGUAAUGCAAAGCGGCGGACUACUACAUGGAACUGGACAAAAGCUCCUAGUAGAUAUACCGCCUCCGUCGACGGGACUUAGCAAUGAAUUGUUGCACAUACCAGAGUCUCCAUCUGCCAACAUACUUUUGCCGCCGCCACCAACAACAAAUAGCAGUGCUAUUGCUCCGACAAUAAUGACUUCAAAAACUCCACCACCCCCAGCCACGACUGCAACUAUUACUGAAGACAUCAGACCGAAUGAAUCUGUCCUCACAAACUAUUUCGAAGAGAAUUUCGAGUACAGCCCAACACCAUCCACAUCGCCGUCAAGUACAAAUCGAUAUAUGCUAUCCCGCAAGAAGCAAGCGUUGCAUCAGUUGAGGCGAAGCACGCAAAGAGAGAAACUAGAGAAGACUUUCAAAGAGCAGGGAUUUCUUAUACAAACACAACAGUUGGAAUCGGCUGAAGGAGCAACAUAUUGCAAGUUUCGUCAGUUGAAAAAAUUUACUCGAUAUUUAUUCAGGAAUUGGAAAGAUUACUUGCCCGACGAUGUACAGAGAAAUGGAAAUGAAGUAGUUAUGCUGUCGAGUACAGCAACAACGAUGGCUCCGCCGUCUGCAACUAAAGAUGAUGAAAAGGAUGCGUCACUUGUGACGAUGCCGCACCUGUCGAUUACUGGAGAUUUUUCGACAUUGGAGAGUGUUCUAGUCCACGAUAGAGCGGAAGAACAUGCAAUUGAAUGA